Erigeron canadensis is the source of this 1693-nucleotide messenger RNA. Its product is annotated as protein JASON-like. The transcript is spliced from 7 exons. Lineage: Eukaryota; Viridiplantae; Streptophyta; Magnoliopsida; Asterales; Asteraceae. Gene Ontology annotation, biological process: male meiosis II. The coding region runs from base 64 to 1473 and encodes 469 amino acids. The record is from RefSeq and is a predicted model, not a curated record.
CACACACACAAUCACCGUUACAAAAAGAACUUAGGGUUUGUUUAUCACAUCAAAUUCCUCUCAAUGUUAUCUUCAUUUUUUUCUCGUGAAUUUGUACGAUUUUUCCGCAGGACCAUGAGCUGUUUCUCCUGCUGUUUUCGAGUGAAAGACGAUCGCAAACGCGCUCAAAUCAAUCGCGUACGGAAACCGAUCACCUCAAUUCAUAAGGAACCUGUUGAUCCUCUCGCUAAGAAUUGCUUGUGGUCCGUACUUGUUUCGGAAGAUGAAAGUAGUGACCUGGCAGGACGUGAGGAUGGGAGAUGUGGUGUUACAGGAUCUCCUCUCGUGGAUGAUGAGCUCAGGGCUGAGGCGAAGUUUCUUAAAGCAUGUGGUACUAUACCUCAGACUCCAACUGAAAUCCGGAACGCAGAGAUGUCAAAAGAUUCACAACCUCUAAAUGAAGUUCCUGAAUCAACAUUUCAUUCAUUGCUUCCACACACUGCUACUGAAGAGAUAUCAGAGAAGCAAGCUGAUCAGUUGCAGUCUCCCAUCAGAACUUUUUGGAAAUGGGAGAAUGGAUCAGAUUCUCCAUCACAUACAUCAAGCAGCUCUAAGACUGAGAAAGAUAUAAAUAGCUUCUUUACCAGCUCUUCUGAAGGCAAUGGGGUUGGACAUGCUGCAAAAGAUACCCAAUUACUGAACUUGUCAGACUCAAACACACCGAUUGUUCAAAGCAAGCAGUGCAAAAAUAGAUCUGUUCACUUCGAAAGCCAGAGUGAUAAAUGUUCAUUUACGUCAAGAAGCUCUUCUCCUAAAACUAGUAACAAACCCUUGAAGCCAUCUGAAUCACCGUAUAAUCACAGCCUUUUAAAGCCUUCGCCUUACCCAACCCCUCUGAAAUUAACCGAUGAUAUGCAAACACCUGGCACUGUUUUCCCUUCAUCUGUAAAUAGAAAGGAAAAUGGAAAGAAUCAAAAGAUCAGAGUUCAGUAUGUGUACUCGGGGAUAAGUGAAGAGAAGUCUCCUCUUUUUGAGGAACCAAUUAAAGAAGAGUUUAGCACUGAAGAAUAUCUCGAUCAGCCUGAAAAUGAAACCCCUCAAUCACAAGUAAAAUUGCAAGAAAGUCCAACUGAAAAUGAGUCAAAUGUGUGUCCUACUUUGUCAUCAUGGCUGCCUCAUAAGUCAAACGAUGAAAACUGCAUUGACCAAUCAUUGGUUCCGAUUUCCCAGGGCCUCCCUGACUUUGGUCAAACUCCUGGGGACAGGCCGAUACUGGGAAUAGUUACUGCUAACUGGAAUGCUGAAGAAACUUCUGUUACACCCAAAUGGUGGAAUGGUAAUGGUAUCCCUAACACAACUAAUAAAUACAAAGAGGAUCAGAAGGUUAGUUGGCAUGAGACCCCAUUUGAGCAACGACUAGUAAAGGCAUUAUCGGAGGAAAAGUUCGUCACCAAGAGGAAGCAACCUGAAGAGACGACAAUUAUUGAAUAUUGAUACGAGAAAGAGGAACAUUUUAUGCUGGAUUUGAGACCCAACCUUAGUGGUGGUAAUAGAACUCAGUUUCCUGCCCUCCUACUUCUAUUAUUUAAAAAAAAGUAUUAAAAUGCUGGAAAACUUAAGGAAGCUUGAACACCAUGAUGCAUAAAUGUUUACACAAAUCACGUACUUUCAAAUGGUGAAUAACCAUUUUUUACUCAUAAUCUUCUUGUGAUUA